This is a messenger RNA of Herpailurus yagouaroundi (jaguarundi), 1872 nucleotides long. RefSeq names its product antigen WC1.1-like. The transcript has 8 exons. The record is from RefSeq and is a predicted model, not a curated record. Gene Ontology annotation, cellular component: external side of plasma membrane; membrane. The coding region runs from base 1 to 1872 and encodes 623 amino acids. NCBI's taxonomy places the organism in Eukaryota, Metazoa, Chordata, Mammalia, Carnivora, Felidae.
AUGCUGGCUGUGGAGCUGAGUCUGAAGAAUGGGAGACACCACUGUGAGGGGAGAGUGGAAGUGAAAUACCAAGGAAAAUGGGGCACAGUGGAUGAUUACUGGUGGAGCUUGAAGGAUGCAAAUGUGGUGUGCAGACAGCUGAAAUGUGGACAUGCUCUUGAUGCUCCCAGAGCGGCUCGUUUUGGAUCAGGGGUUGGGCCUAUUUGGUUUACAUAUAUUGUUUGUAAAGGUACAGAAUCAACUCUCAAUGAGUGUAAUUCUUUUCAUAUUCAAAACUACAGAAAGAAAAACGAUUUCCACAGUAAUGGUGUUGGAGUAGUCUGCUCAGGAUUUGUGCGUCUAGCUGGUGGGGAUGGACACUGCUCAGGGCAGGUAGAAGUGCAUUCUGGAAAAGACUGGACUCUAGUAUCUGAUGGGAACUUUACAUUCCUCACUGCCCAGAUCAUCUGUGCAGAGCUGGGGUGUGGCAAAGCUGUGUCUUUCCUGGGAGAUGUGUCCUUCAGGGAGUCAGAUAGACAAGUGUGGCCUGAAGAAUUCUGGUGUAAGGGGGAUGAACCUGAGCUCCGCUUCUGCCCUACAGUGUGCUGUCCAGGAGGUGCUUGCCACCGUAGGGCUGUUCAAGUUUCCUGUUCAGCGUACACGGAAGUCCGGCUCAUGAAAAAUGGCACCUCUCAGUGUGAGGGACAAGUGGAGAUGAAUAUUUCUGGACAUUGGAAAGCCCUCUGCGCCUCACACUGGAAUAUGGCAAAUGCCAAUGUUGUUUGUCAACAGCUUGGCUGUGGAGUUGCUAUCUCUGCUCCAAAAGGAGCAUACUUUGUGGAAGGAGGUGAUCAGAUUUGGAAAGCUCGAUUUCACUGCUCGGGGGCUGAGUCUUUCUUGUGGAAUUGUCCUAUGACUGCCCUGGGCAUUCCUGAUUGUGCUCAUGGAAACACAGCCUCUGUGAUCUGCUCAGGAAACCAGACCCAGGUACUGCCCCAGUGCGACGACUCUGCGUCUGAGCCGGCGGCCUCUGCGGGCUCAGGGGAGAGUGCUCCCAACUGCUCAGAUCACAGACAGCUCCGCCUGGUGGGCGGAGGCGGUCCCUGCGCUGGCAGAGUGGAGAUCCGCUACCAGGACUCCUGGGGCACCGUCUGUGAUGACAGCUGGGACCUGAACGAUGCCCACGUGGUGUGCAGACAGCUGGGCUGCGGCGAGGCCCUCAAUGCCACGGUCUCCGCUCACUUCGGGGCGGGAUCAGACUCCAUCUGGCUGGACGACGUGAACUGCACAGGAAAGGAGUCUCACAUUUGGAAGUGCCCCGCCCGGGGCUGGGGGCAGCACGACUGCAGGCACAAGGAAGACGCCGGGGUCGUCUGCUCAGACUUCCUGAACCUCAGGUUGGUGAGCGAGGACCAGGAGUGUGCCGGGUGGCUGGAAGUUUUCUACAACGGGACCUGGGGCAGUGUCUGCCACAGCCCCAUGACACCCAUGACCUUGUCCAUCAUCUGUAGACAGCUUGGCUGUGGAGACAAUGGGACCCUCGACUCUUCCGUAGUUCCCAGGGAGGGUUCUAGACUUCGGUGGGUGGAUCAAAUCCAGUGUCGGAAAACCGAUUUCUCUCUCUGGCAAUGUCCUUCUGGUCCGUGGAAACACAGAUCAUGCUCUGCAAAAGAGGAAGCUUAUAUCUCGUGUGCAGCUCUUCUCAGAGGCCGUAGGAUCCCAGUCUUCAUGGCUGCUCCUGUAUCCUCUGGGCCUUUCAUUGACUACCAUGUACUUAAUCUGUCCCCUUCACCCCGCUCUCCCGAAAUGUUCUGCAGAGCCUGCUGGAAUUUGGAGCCCGACAUCUUCAAACUCCCUUAUGCCCUCAGUGUUCCCUUCAUUUUCACGUUGUGA